GGAAUUGAUGCGUUUAGACAGAAAUUUGCUUUGAAUUGGGUUUAGUUUCUCCAACUUUCUUCUAAGAAUUAAGCAAAAUCUUCACACUGAUAAGGUAUCUAGCAGACAUUUAAGUCCAAAUAAUACUUCUGUUAUCUUGCUAAUUAUUCUUGCUUACCCUUCCUCAUAAAAUGAAAAAUGAAUAGCAUAUACAGAAGAAGGUAUCCAGUUAUCAUUCAUACCUGGCAAGCCGGUGAACUGUUCAUACUCUCUGAAAACUGCUGUGAUGUCAGAUUGAUGGAAAUUUGGUUGAUACUUAUUGUCUCUCGGUUUUGUUUUAUUCCUCUGUUUUGUUUUAUUCCUCCUGUUUUCUGCUGGGGCGUUUCGAAAUUUUGACACUCUCAGGUUCAUUCACACUUUCAGAUGGUGGGUGGUCCACGUAGCAGGGCCGGCGGUUUAAGUGUUUAUUUAGCUGGGCCGGAUGGGCGGGUCUUAGGAGGUGGUGUUGCCGGUGUUUUAAUAGCUGCGUCCCCAGUACAGAUUGAAAGUUUGCCACAAAUGGUUGAUGGUGUUUGUUCAGAUGACGGAAAUGCUCAACUUGAAGCUACUACUCAUUUCCGCAAGCUGCUUUCAAUAGGUAGCUAUCUGAUGUUCUCUAUAUGUAUUGGACUAUGGGAAUAUGUGUAUAAGCAUCUUACUUUGCGUAAAAGGUAGAGAAAUUCUUAUAAAUUCUUAUAUUGCCUUUUUAUAUCACUAUAUUACUAUAUUCUCCUGUUUUUCGUUAUUGUUGCAAUUGUAUAAUUCAGAAUUAUGUUGUUUUGUGGUUAAUUAUAAUAGAAGGGCUCUAUUAAUUCCUAAA
Spinacia oleracea (spinach) is the source of this 838-nucleotide messenger RNA. RefSeq names its product AT-hook motif nuclear-localized protein 3-like. Gene Ontology annotation, molecular function: minor groove of adenine-thymine-rich DNA binding. The coding region runs from base 403 to 693 and encodes 96 amino acids. The record is from RefSeq and is a predicted model, not a curated record. The transcript is spliced from 2 exons. NCBI's taxonomy places the organism in Eukaryota, Viridiplantae, Streptophyta, Magnoliopsida, Caryophyllales, Amaranthaceae.